Drosophila serrata is the source of this 1851-nucleotide messenger RNA. RefSeq lists its product as uncharacterized. The record is from RefSeq and is a predicted model, not a curated record. Lineage: Eukaryota; Metazoa; Arthropoda; Insecta; Diptera; Drosophilidae.
AUGAAAGGAGAACAUUUCCUUUUACUGGUCUCUUUCUUGGCCUUUCAGAAGACAUUCUUCUGCAAAGCCUCUUCGGAAAGGUCUGAAGAACCGAUUUUUAAGCUAACUCAAACGAAUAAACGAUUGGGUGACAUAAUCAGACGGAUCGAUGAGUUGCAGCAGCUGAACAGAGCCACGAAUCGAAGUAUUGCUGCAUUUGCCGUCCUUCCAAACGGCUACAUGGAUGAAAGCUUUGACUUUAGCUCGGAGUUCGAUGAAUCUUAUAGAACCAUAGGAUGGAUAGAGCACUUAUACGACUAUCUUGGGCAUUUUGAGAAGGCCAGGUUUGAAAAUGAUACGCUAAUUCGUUUCGCAGAAGACACCAUUGCCAACGAACGUAAGGGGAGUAGGAUGGAAAAGUUGCACGCUUUCUUCUUUGGAAGCGAGGAUCUACCUUUUGCAGGGAGGAAUCUUCUGAGAUCCCUUGCCGAAGGCUAUCAGAAAUAUCUAAAUAGAACUUGCAGGACUCCGCAGUCACCACAGCAGUAUCUAUACACUUUGUAUGUGGACAUUGCUCUCGCCGAACUAAAGUCCCUUGCCAUGCUGGAGUGGUCCUGGCUACUCCUCGGGCAAUUUGGAAGAACCGGGUUCACCGUGGAGCAGGAAACAGUGCGGGAGGACUUUGAGCAAAGGAUGAAUCGCACUCGGAAGAGGAUCGAGGACCAAAUGAGUGGCGCUGAUCAAACUGUCUGGCGUUGCGAUCCUUUGAAGCCCAAGGCCGGAGUCAACUACGAUGAGGUCACCCGGCUUCUCCAAGGCUACAUCGAGAAUGAGGUGCAUCUCAGUGCGGAGGGGACAUGUCGACAUGACUGCGCCUACUACCAAUCCACGAGGAGCGAGGGAUGCAACGGGGAUGAGUUCUGCUCCCAGCAGCCGAGGUGUGAAGGUCGCCUGCACAACUGUCAGUUUGUGGAGUCCGACCUGCAGGUAUGCCAGUCGGAGACGAACUCACACAGGCGGUACGAAUUCAUUCAGGGUGAAGACGGAGGCCACAUGGGACGCCCUGAGGAGUGCAGCCGGAAGAUGGACAAAGCUAAAAGCUGGCUCAGCUGGUUCGUCGAGUGCAGUUAUUGCCUCUGCCUGUGUGAUGAGGAGGGGCCCAAGUCGGAUCGCUACUUCAAUCUGCGACCAGUAACAGCCGAUAUAGGGCGGAACAGAGUUGUCACUGGAUUGCGAUUUCUAAAGCACAAUCGCAUAUUCCACCUCCAGAUCCAGGAGGGGGAGCUCCUAGCACAUGGAACGAUCAACGAGACCACUCUCCAAUGGAAGCCCCUGGACUCUUACAGCAUCUUAGAUGAGAACGUUAAGAAGGACGUGGACUUUCACAUGCUGAGCUACGAGAAUCGAUCAAUCGAUCUAGUUGAGAUCAAAGAACACAGUAACUUUGUGGUGACUGGAUUGCGAUUCCGAGUGGUUGGAGGCCAUCUUAAUCUGGAGGCACAGUUCAAUAGGUUUGACUUUAAGAGCGGCCAGCUCACUGAUUCAACCAAAUGGUUGUCAGGAGACAGCGAGAAAAUCAGGACGAAAGUGGUGCUGGAGAACUCCAAAGUGUUCUCAAAAACCUCCACUUCCUCGGAGCCGUAUCCCAGCGGCAAUGACCAUUAUGUGGAGUUUACAAACUCGGGUCUUCAACAGGAUGCCGCUCAGACCACUGUGCCCCUUGUUGACAUCCAAGCAGUUGUCUCCAAGCCUCCGGUUCCUCUUUCCGGAAUUGGAGUUUACUACAGAGGCAGCAAGGGAUACGGUGGCUACGUGGCUCCCAAACUAAUAACCUACGAUUUCAGCCAGAAUUUCGAUUUUCCCAUAAUGUAA